AAGAAAGCUCACAGUUGAGUUGCGGAGUUGGCGCCGUGUGUAUAAAUAUUCUGGUCAAAUUCUGCAUCAUCAUCAGUACAGCUUCAGCAACUCAGCAGAACAAAUCAACCCAACUUCAAGAUGUUCAAGAUCUUCGCCCUGGUUGCCUGCAUGGCCGUCAUCGCCGCUGCCUACGAGGACGCCCACCCCAAGUACAAGUACGAGUACGGAGUAAAGGACUCCAAGACCCACGACCACAAGAGCCAGUGGGAGAGUCGCGAUGGAGAUGUCGUCAAGGGACAGUACACCCUGGAUGAGGCCGAUGGAACUCACCGCGUGGUGGACUACGCCUCGGACCACAAGGCUGGAUUCCAGGCCCAUGUCCAGCGUAUGGGACACGCCGCCCACCCCCACGGAGAGAGCUACGCCAACAUUGACCAGCACCAUAAGCAGUUCGUCGGAAUAAUGCUAUUGUAUAAAUUAGCGUUCCGCUGCGCCAACAAAUCACAGUUCUCAUCUAGGCUUUCAAUCAAGUGGAUCAAAUACAGUUCCUCAACCAUGUUUAAGUUUGUCCUGGUUCUUGCCCUGGCGGUGGCCGUUUCCGCUCAGUGGGAAGGUGGCUUCGAGGGAGGCUACGGAGGUGAGCACAAGGAUUACCACCAUUCUCACCCCAAGUACAAGUUCGAGUAUGGCGUGAAGGAUCACAAGACCGGAGACCACAAGAGCCAGUGGGAGUCCCGGGAUGGGGAUGUCGUCAAGGGUGCUUACACGCUGCACGAGGCCGAUGGAACCAAACGCAUUGUGGAGUACUCGUCCGAUAAGCACAACGGAUUCCAGGCCCAUGUCAAGCGGGUCGGACAUGCCCAUCACCCGCAGGUUUACGGACACCACGAGGGAGGUCACUACGGUGGAGAGUCGUCGUCCUUCGGAGGGUUCGGCAACGGUGGAUAUGGCCAUGGGCACGGACAUGCCAGCAGCUACGCCAACAACAACUUGUACUCCCACCAUCAUUAAAGUGUCACCGGAUGAUCUCUUGAUAGUUUAAUGCUUCUGAAUCUAUCGCUCCGUCCUCAGCUUUUCUUUGUAAAUAUGUUUGUUUUUAUUUUCCU
This is a messenger RNA of Culex pipiens pallens (northern house mosquito), 1088 nucleotides long. RefSeq lists its product as uncharacterized. The transcript has 4 exons. The coding region runs from base 121 to 993 and encodes 290 amino acids. The record is from RefSeq and is a predicted model, not a curated record. Gene Ontology annotation, cellular component: extracellular matrix. Lineage: Eukaryota; Metazoa; Arthropoda; Insecta; Diptera; Culicidae.